CUGAUUUUAUGACAGCCAGAAGCGUGUGGAGAUGAUAAACAAGGUGAAUGCUACAAUAAGCCACAUUUACUUUUACUUAAAUGUGUCACAAAAUUACCGGACAAUAAGCUAAAAGGCAAUGAAAUACAUCGAAGUUCUGUUGGCGAUUCUUAUUUGUCGUUGCACAAAAUGCGUGGUCGCCAGUCCAGGAGACGGACUCCACACUUGGGGGAGAUUCAACAAACUCUCUUACCCCGGCGACACAGCGUUUUUGUACGACACCUUUCCAGUCAACUUCAUGUGGUCAGUUGGCACUGCCGCUUACCAGAUCGAAGGGGCGCAUAACAAGGACGGCAAAGGGUUGUCUAUUUGGGACACCUUCUACCGCGGCGGCAGUCGAAUAAACAAGGGAGACGUGGGGAGCGACAGUUAUCACAACAUCCCUGGCGAUAUCCGUGCUUUACAAUUUCUUGGUGUGAGUCACUAUCGGUUUUCUCUCUCCUGGCCGCGUAUUUUCCCGAAUGGAAGUGUGAGCAGCUAUAAUGAAAAGGGAGCAAACCACUACAAAAGGUUAAUACAUAGUUUAAAAGAAAUUAAAGUGCAGCCUGUAGUUACUAUCUACCACUGGGAUUUGCCCGACAACCUACAAAUUCGCUACGGUGGUUGGGGUAAUCCUAUUCUCAUUGAUCUAUUUCGAGAGUAUGCAGAAUUUUGUUUCAAAACGUAUGGAGAUGAUGUGAAAUACUGGAUCACUAUAGAUAACCCAUUUGUGGUCGCCUGGCAAGGAUAUGGCACGGGAAAAGCAGCGCCUGGAAUAAAGAAUGAAUCAGACUUGCCAUACAGAGUGGGACACAAUCUCCUUAAGGCCCAUGCAGCAGCUUGGCACACAUAUGACAAACACUACCGUGCCAAACAAGGUGGAAAGGUCUCCAUGGCUCUGGCCUCCCACUGGGUCAAGCCUCGCAGAACCCGGCACGAGAACCACAGGGCGUGCCAGUGCUCUCUAGACUUUGUGCUUGGGUGGUUUGCGCGACCCCUGUUUGUGGAUGGCGACUAUCCCCCUUGCAUGAAGCACAAACUGUUCCACACACUCCCCGAGUUCACAGAGGCCGAGAAGCUUCACAUCAGGGGCACGGCGGAUUUCUUUGCCCUGUCUCACGGGCCCUCGCUGAGUUAUCAGCUCAAGAUCGAGGACAGCACCUCGCCGAGUUAUCAGCUCAGCGAUAGUUUUCUUCUGUUUGGCCAAGAAGAACAGCUGGACCUGCGUAUGCUGAUGUACUGGAUUCACGCUGAGUAUGACAACCCGCCCAUUUUUGUGGUGGAAAGUGGAUGGUAUGAGUAUAACAACAUCAAAACCAAGGAUGCUAAAUACAUCAAUUAUCUGAAGAGAUUCAUAAUGGACACAUUGAAAUCCAUCAGGUAUGACAAUGUGACUGUAAUCGGCUACACGGCCUGGUCUUUAGUGGAUGGGUUCGAGUGGUCCCGGGAGUACACGAUUCGGCGUGGGCUGUUCUACGUUGACUUCAAAACCCCAGAUCAAAGGAGGGAACCCAAGGCAUCUGCCAUGUUCUACAACAAACUCAUAGAAAAGAAUGGCUUCCCCCUGCUCCUGGAACACCAGCCCGUCCAGGGGGUUUUCCCCUGCAACUUUGCCUGGGGUGUAGAAGCCAACUCCAUACAGAUUGAGACGACCCCCACCCAGUUCGCUGACCCCAACGUCUACAUCUGGAACAUCUCGGGCAACGGCGAGCUGCGGCGCCUCGAGGGUGUCCAGGCCCCUUCUGUCCGCCCAGUCCGCCACUGCGCCGACUACGCCUCCAUCCACCAGCAGGUGUCAGAUGUGCGUCGCCUGCAUGUCUCCCACUUCCACUUCGCCCUCAACUGGUCGUCAGUCACACCCACAGGCCGCGUGGACGAGGCCAACGCCACCUUGCUGGGCUACUACCGCUGUUUCGUCAGCGAGCUCAGCCGCGCCAACGUCACGCCGGUGGUCACGCUGUGGCACCACACGCUGGGGCGCUCCAGCAUCCCCGCGCCACUGGAGGGCGGAGGAUGGCAGAGCAAGUCCACGGUGGCGGCAUUCGCUGACUACGCCCGGCUGUGCUACCGCUGGCUGGGCGUGCACGUCAAGAUGUGGAUCACGCUGGCUGAGCCCAACGAGGUGCUGGGCUACGAGGCCGGCCACCACUUGCUGCUGGCCCACGCACUGGCGUGGCGUGCGUACGACCGCGAGUUCCGCGCCACGCAUGGCGGCAAGGUCUCGCUCGUGCUCCACAUGGACUGGGUGGAGCCGGCCAUCUCCUUCAGUCGGCAGGACGCGGAGGCCAUCCACCGCGUGCUGGCUUUCCGUGUCGGUUGGUUCGCCGAACCCGUCUUCGGCGGCGGCGACUAUCCGGCACUUAUGCGGAGCUGGUUGCAGUACCGCAACUCUUUGGGCCUGUUCAACUACCAGCUACCCACCUUCACCGAGGAGGAGAGGGAGCUGGUCAGGGGCACCUAUGACUUCUUGGCCAUCAGCCACUACACCACCACCACCGUGCUGGAUAACCAGGUUUUGUUGAAUAACAAAUACAACAACCCGACACUGGAGGUCCAGUUCAGCAAUGACCCCACCUGGGUCGGUGCGCCAAACAACUGUGUGGUGCCUUUUGGCCUACGCAAAGCUCUCAAGUGGAUACAUGCCCAUUAUAAGGAUGUGCCCAUCUACGUCAUGGCCAACGGUGUGAAAGUGGAUCCCUCCCAAUUUAAAGACAACUUGCGAGUUUACUAUUUGUACAACUACAUCAAUGAGGCUCUAAAAGCUCAUACACUGGAUGGGGUGAACCUUCAGGGCUACUUUGCGUAUGGCCUCAAUGACCUGCUCGAUCCUGGCUUUGGCAUGUAUGGUUACGUGCAGGACGAAGUCAUCGAGAAAGUGUCGCUGAGCCACUACCGCAACAUCAUCGACCACAACGGGUUCCCUGCCCCAGAGUCGGCUCCUCAGCAGUGCAAGCGACCUGUCGAGCCUUGCAGCGGCUGCCACAUCCUGGCCAAGCACUCGGUGGUCGGCUUCCUUUCACUGGUGGGCUCUGCGUUGGUCAUCACGAUGGGCCUUACUUUGUAUUACGCCACCAGAAAGCACAGUUAAGUGCUCCGUAUAUAGGUUUUUCAUUUACCCCCACACACCAGCGCCGAAAUGUUUUACUGACAAGCAUUCCAUAAACAAUGAUACGGUGGCACGACAGAGUUUGAUGCUGGUGAGCGGGGUUGUAUUGAAAACAACGGAAUGGAAUGUAGCGAAAUGUCGAAAGUGGAGUGUGCUGCACUCAUGUCGGCGCCUAUGCGUGGAGGCCUUUAGACACCUCAUCAGUCUCUGCUUGUGUGCCUUUUGUGAUGCUGGUAGAACAGACUGUAAGCAGUUACGCAUUAGAUAUAGACUGGCAAGGCUUUUAGUGAAAUGGGAAAUAUCAGUGUAGUAGUGUUUGGCACCUAAGCUUUUGUACAUUAAUAUUAUUCAUUUGUGUAUUAUCAAUGUGGACUAAACAAUGUUAGAUUCAAAUAUUGUUAUCCUGUGAAGUAGCUGAUGUCUUUCUGAUGAAAACAAUGUUGCAUAUCCUGUCAAUGAAACUGCUAUCCUAAUUAUGUCAAUCAUUUUAGAAAUCUGUGUUUUAUUUUUAAAUUAAUUAUACAUAUUUUGUAUUUUCAGUAGGUCUAUGUAAUUUAUUCUAGAUAGCAUGUUUUCAUGUGGCUUCAUGUUUUUUGAUCAAUGUGUGUUUGUCAAAGCAUCUUUCUUGUGCUUUGUAACAAUCUAUAAUAAAUCGUAGGUGUGUA
Alosa alosa (allis shad) is the source of this 3789-nucleotide messenger RNA. It is a transcript of the gene kl, whose product is annotated as klotho. The record is from RefSeq and is a predicted model, not a curated record. The transcript has 5 exons. Bases 119 to 3106 code for a protein of 995 amino acids. Gene Ontology annotation, biological process: carbohydrate metabolic process. Gene Ontology annotation, molecular function: beta-glucosidase activity. NCBI's taxonomy places the organism in Eukaryota, Metazoa, Chordata, Actinopteri, Clupeiformes, Clupeidae.